This is a messenger RNA of Oryza sativa Japonica Group (Japanese rice), 1674 nucleotides long. Its product is annotated as GDSL esterase/lipase At4g10955. Lineage: Eukaryota; Viridiplantae; Streptophyta; Magnoliopsida; Poales; Poaceae. The record is from RefSeq and is a predicted model, not a curated record.
AAGUACGACACAACAACCAGUCGAGCACUUGAGCACUUGAACACUGUGUCCCUUCUUGAGCUCUCAUUCCGUCUGCUUCCUCUAGAGCUAGCUCGAUUGAUCGCAUUGGCCGAUGGCCUCAUCAAGCGACGUCGACCUCGCCGACCGCUUCGACAUGUCCGGCCCGACGCAUAUGAUGAAGGAAAAAAUUAUUCAUUGGGACAAGGAGGAGCACCGCCGUUGCGUCGCUGCUUGCCUUGUCAAAGGCGCCUACGUAGUGGAGAACGACCUCAACAGGCGCAGGAUGUGGGGUAAGGAGCUAGCGCCGGCGUGGUGGGAGAACUUCGGCUUCCGCACCGUCGACGUGAUCAACGACGACGUAAUCGACGAUAACGAUCAAAUCGUCACAGGUACAAUAUACGAGCACGAAACGCCACCUGGUGGUGGCGAGCCCCGACACCCGUUAUCUCCCCGCUAUGUGGUCGCCUUCCGUGGCACCAUGACAUGGCACCCCAAGGCGUUCGUGGAUCUGUACCUCGACCUGCAGGUCCUCUUCAACACCCUGCAGGACUCCCAGCGCUUCCGCCUAGCGAAGGCGGCGGUUCAGAAGCUAGUUGACACCAUCCACAAGGGCACGGGAGUCUGUGAUCAUGCUGUUGGUGGUAGAUGCGUUGUCUGGCUCGUGGGUCACUCGCUCGGUGCUUCCGUGGCGCUGGAGGUAGGCCGGGUCAUGAUGACGGAGCAAGGUUACAACCUCCCGACCUUCCUCUUCAAUCCGCCGCAGGUGUCACCGGCUCCGGUGAUCAACUUGCUGCACCCGAAUGAGAAGGCAAAAAGGCACCUGCACGCCGCGAGCUCCCUCCUCAAGGUAGGCCUAGGCAAGAUCAUGAACUCCCACGAGGAGCACAUGGAGAAGCUAUUCGAACGGCUUUCUCCGUGGACGCCGGAACUGUACGUGCACGAGAGCCACCCCAUCUGCCAGGGUUACAUCGACUACUUCGAGCAGCGGCAACUAGUGCAGGAACGCUUCCGUGGCAUCGGCAAUUCGGCAAUGAAGCUGUCGUACCGAGACAUGUUCUUUUCAGUGCUCGGGAAAAACAAGGAGCGGCCACACCUCCUGCCGUCAGCACUGCUGUGGAAGAACUCGAGGGUGGACGAUGACGUGGAGGAUCACAAGAAAUUGUCCAAGUGUAAGAUGCUCCAGGAACAACUGCACCAAUACAAGAAGCUGGCCUUCAACGCGCACAGCCUCGAGCACUGGUGGAAGCCGGACAAUGAGCUGAGCUUGACCAAGACGCAGUACAUGUACAGCUAUCCUUCAGCAUAGCAUUGGAGGCCAGCUCGAUCGGGUUCGAAUUGCACCAUACCUUUGUAUCGUUCAUAAACGUGUGUGAUAUGCGUGUCUUUCCUUUCUAUUAGCGUACCUAUAUUGCAUCAUGUUUCCUUAUUUCAUCUUGCUAUUUUGGCACUUUGUAUUCCCACAGAGAGUUUGUACGAGCCACACGCGUGCGUGUUCACGUCCUGGUGAAGUCUAGGUCGCUCGCUCCGUGUUCUGAUCAUGUGCGAUGGCACGCGACGCUGUGGGACUUGGGGCACGCAUGUAGGCUCUGAAAUUAAUGGCCACUUCCAUUCAGUUUGUAAUAAAAUUAAGGAGAAAGAAAGCAACGAAAACGCUGCGCAAGUUAGCAGCACAAA